AUGUUUGGGAUUCAAGAGAGCAUUCAAAGGAGUGGGAGUAGUAUGAAAGAGGAGCCCAUCGGAGCCGGGAUGAACGCGGUCCGAACAUGGAUGCAGGGGGCUGGGGUGUUGGAUGCGAAUACAGCCGCUCAGAGUGGAGUCGGUCUUGCACGGGCACACUUUGAGAAACAACCCCCUUCGAAUCUUCGGAAAUCCAACUUCUUCCAUUUCGUUUUGGCUCUGUACGACAGACAAGGACAACCAGUGGAAAUUGAGAGAACAUCUUUUGUUGGAUUUGUUGAGAAAGAAAAGGAAUCAACCGGGGAAAAGACAAACAAUGGGAUACAUUACAGAUUGCAGCUUCUCUACAGCAAUGGCAUCAGGACAGAACAGGACUUUUUUGUACGACUGAUCGACUCCAUGACCAAACAGGCUAUUAUUUAUGAAGGUCAAGACAAAAACCCAGAGAUGUGCAGAGUCCUGCUGACACAUGAGAUAAUGUGCAGCCGCUGCUGUGACAAGAAGAGCUGUGGCAACCGUAACGAGACGCCCUCUGACCCAGUCAUCAUAGAUAGGUUUUUCCUAAAAUUCUUCUUGAAAUGUAACCAGAACUGUCUAAAGAAUGCAGGGAACCCACGAGACAUGCGCCGGUUCCAGGUGGUGGUCUCUACGACAGUCAGUGUGGAUGGUCAUGUCUUGGCUGUUUCUGAUAAUAUGUUUGUGCACAACAACUCCAAACACGGCAGGAGAGCUCGCCGACUCGACCCCUCAGAGGGCACUCCGUCCUACCUGGAGCAUGCCACUCCCUGCAUUAAAGCCAUCAGUCCCAGUGAGGGCUGGACAACUGGAGGGGCCACAGUCAUCAUAAUCGGGGAUAACUUUUUCGACGGCUUACAGGUUAUCUUUGGCACGAUGCUGGUGUGGAGUGAGCUCAUAACGCCCCACGCCAUCCGAGUUCAGACUCCUCCGCGACACAUCCCAGGGGUCGUUGAGGUCACUUUAUCCUACAAGUCAAAGCAGUUCUGCAAAGGCACACCUGGCAGGUUUAUUUACACAGCACUGAACGAGCCCACGAUUGAUUACGGUUUCCAGCGGCUACAGAAGGUCAUUCCCAGGCAUCCCGGUGACCCUGAACGUUUACCAAAGGAGGUGAUUCUGAAGAGGGCAGCAGAUCUUGUAGAAGCUCUGUAUGGGAUGCCACAUAAUAACCAGGAGAUCAUUCUGAAGAGAGCAGCGGACAUAGCAGAAGCACUCUACAACGUGCCCCGCGGUCAUAACCAGCUCCCCGGCCUGGCCAACAGCUCCGUCCACGCAGGCAUGAUGGGAGUCAACUCCUUCCACGGCCAACUCGCCGUUAAUGUGUCUGAGUCCACACAGGCAGCCAAUCAGGGUUUCAGCAGGAACACGAGCAGCGUGUCUCCGCACGGCUACGUCCCCAGCUCCACGCCUCAGCAGAGCAGUUACAGCACUGUAACCACCAGCAUGAACGGCUACGCUAACACGGGCAUGUCCACGCUGGGCGGGUCCCCCAACUUCCUCAACGGCUCUGCUGCCAACUCCCCCUACGCCAUCGUUCCGUCCAGUCCCACCAUGGCCUCCUCCACCAGCCUCCCCUCCAACUGCAGCAGCUCCUCGGGUAUCUUCUCCUUCUCUCCAGCCAACAUGGUGUCAGCCGUCAAACAGAAGAGCGCCUUUGCCCCUGUGGUCAGGCCUCAAACUUCACCACCACCCACUUGCACCAGUGCCAACGGCAACGGUCUCCAAGUAGAUCAGUCUUUUGUGGAUUCUAGCAAGUAUUCCACAGCUAGUUCCCUGCAGGGAUUGGCCUUCUCCUGA
Messenger RNA from Chanos chanos (milkfish), 1815 nucleotides. RefSeq names its product EBF transcription factor 1a (gene ebf1a). The record is from RefSeq and is a predicted model, not a curated record. The transcript is spliced from 16 exons. Gene Ontology annotation, biological process: regulation of DNA-templated transcription. The coding region runs from base 1 to 1815 and encodes 604 amino acids. Lineage: Eukaryota; Metazoa; Chordata; Actinopteri; Gonorynchiformes; Chanidae. Gene Ontology annotation, molecular function: DNA binding; DNA-binding transcription factor activity.